Molecule: messenger RNA, 530 nt
Organism: Frankliniella occidentalis (western flower thrips)
Lineage: Eukaryota; Metazoa; Arthropoda; Insecta; Thysanoptera; Thripidae
Exons: 3
Source: RefSeq, a predicted model, not a curated record
UGCACUGCCUUGCACCCUCCAGAUGCAGGCGCUCGUCUCGCUCGUGAGCCGGCUGACGCCGAGGCUGACUCCGGAGGACCGCACGGCGGGGCUGUUGGUCUGCAGCGUGGCCAUCGGGGUCCUCCUCGCCGGCGUCCUGGGAGUGCUGUUGGCGCACCACGUCAGCCCGUGCAACCCCCGCAACCUGAGCCGCUGCGGCCGGCGGCUGGCCAGCACCCUGCAGGGGCUCGACCGGCUCGACGCGCUCGGCCACGGCGAGGAGGGCGAGGAGGCGGAGCAGGCGGAGGCGGCCGUCAUCUGCCCGUCACUCGUGGAGGCGCUCGACUGCUUCUACUGGUUCAGCCAGCGCUGCCUACCCGUGCGGGAGCAGCACUUUUACGCCAAGAUGUACGUGGAGAGCACCGGCCUGGUGGAGGGCCUCUGCCGAGCCGACCCUGCCCACGCCCGUGAGCCCCGUAAGGACACGCUGUGCUCAUGCAACACUGACUAUAGUUACACGCUAAAUGUUAGACACACCGCGAGGCCCCACA